Messenger RNA from Salvelinus sp. IW2-2015, 2698 nucleotides. RefSeq lists its product as uncharacterized. The record is from RefSeq and is a predicted model, not a curated record. NCBI's taxonomy places the organism in Eukaryota, Metazoa, Chordata, Actinopteri, Salmoniformes, Salmonidae. Gene Ontology annotation, biological process: intrinsic apoptotic signaling pathway in response to DNA damage by p53 class mediator; cellular response to gamma radiation.
GGUUAUAUUUGCUGGCUGUGCACUGCCUGCCUGGCUGGAAGAAAAGCCUAUAGGAGAGACUGCCUGCCUGGCUGGAAGAAAAGACUAUAGGAGAGACUGCCUGCCUGGCUGGAAGAAAAGCCUAUAGGAGAGACUGCCUGGCUGGCUGGAAGAAAAGCCUAUAGGAGAGACUGCCUGUGGCUCAACAAUAGGAUUACAGUACCUAGGGCCUUGUGUGGGGGAACAGUGAGAUUUGACUUGAAGGGAUCCUCGUAGACACACUUUUCCAUAGUUGAUGUAGCUACCGGGGGUGUUUUUCUCUUCUCACUGAGUUGGUGGAGAGAGAGAUACAGACCUCUUCCACUUAAUAAUUCCAGUCCUGAAGGGCUGCAGUGAUGYGCUGAAGACCCUGAUAACCAUUUGAUAACAGACCCUGAUAACCAUUUAACUGAUAGUCAACUUCUCUCCCCAGUACUGCUACCCCAGGGAACUAGACACCAGAUGACCUUCCUCGGGCUCUGGAUUUAGACUGGUGUGUGUGUGGACAUGUCAGUUUACACACGUGUGAGGGAGAAGGAAAAACAGCGGAACCAUUUGCUUAGAUGGUUAGAAAAUCAAUGGUGAGAGUCCCUGGACUAACAGGGACCCUUGCUCCACCUGUACUCUGUCUGUGUGACCAGUCAAUGUUGUCCUUGUAUUUGAAAGCUGCCUCAUCAGGCCAUAGACAGACAUGAUACUAAUACCUUGAACUGAUGCCGAUGUGUAAUAUUGCUGCUCUGAAAGUUAUUCAACUGCCAUCAAAUCUAGAAGCUUGUCUUGCAAUUGGUUACUUAUCAGUAAAGUUUGUGCAUUUUUAUUAGCUACAGUAUAUCAUUCAAUGUCAUCAUCAAAUUCAUCAUAUCAUCAGAAUCAUCUUAAUGUUUUAACCCUUAACCUGCGUUAUCCACAAUUCCCAGUAUGCAAAUCCCAAAUCUGUUUAUGCCGCCAUCCAAACCCACCCCCUUUAGCACCCCAGACCCACCCCCUUUAGCAUAGCACCCCAGACCCACCCCCUUUAGCAUAGCACCCCAGACCCACCCCUUUAGCAUAGCACCCCAGACCGGUUUGAAGGGAGAUCUGUCAGAUUGUACUAAACCAGAAGCCAGCAUCGCUUAACGGAAAGGGGCGCCCAUCGAGUUGUAGCGGCUUUUUUGCAAGACAAUCCAUCGUAGCGUUGAAGUUGAUGCAAGGAAAAAUGAACAUAUAAUAAAAUCCGUGUGGAAUACUGAAACCAAAAACCUUUAUGGGGACGCGCGCUUUUUAGCACGUCAAUGAUCGUAUCUUCCAAAACUUUCCUCUUAACGCACAAACCUGAAAAAACUCGACACGUUGUAAAAUAAUCACUAGCGUUCAAAAUAUAGACUGUCAUCCGCUGGAAAAUUAUACGGUUUUUGAAAUUGCCGUUGUUCUAUUCUUAACCAGUUCAAUACCAAAUAUAGUCAUUGUGUUAAUAUGAAAUGUCCUUGAACGGUGCUCUGGUUUGGGGUAACGUUGCCAAAGUUUAUAAUUAAAAACGCUGAGAUAAGUAAUUUAAUCACUUGCACGUGACACAUUUUAUGUUUGAUUAUACAACCCACGAGCACUAAUUUAGAGUAUAGGGUCCCAGCUAAUUCUGUUUUCUCAAGUUUGCAAGGCUCGUGUCUCCAGAUUGUAUUACCCCUGCMGAGCACGCCGAUGUAAUAGGCUACAUCUCGGCCGUUUUGUUUGAAUGACUGACAACCGAAACCGUUUUUAAUCCUCUGGUUUUUACUACGACUUUUUUAAGCAAAUUUGCACAUACCUCGAUCUGUGUUGACCAUAGAUUUCGCCGCUUAUCUUAUAGAAAACGUUUUUAUAUAAUUGUCCAUUAUAUUUAUAACGCGAAGGAGCCAAAAAAUCGGAUUUUUCAAAAUGAUCAACAACAGUGCAGAUUCAUCCUCAGUACGGGUUUUAUUAUCCACACUUGUUUUGAUGCUCGGUUUGGCUGCGCGAUGCGUCGGGCAGGCCAUGCCGUCCAAAGAGAGCCCUCAAGCGGACCCAGCGUCAUUCAGUCUCCGGUCCCUGGUCACGGGGACCUGCGAAGAUGUCCACAGAUACGUGGAAUCCGUGGUGGGAACCAAUGUGAUCGAGUCGACUGUUGAGUUCUUUGAGAUGUUGAGCCGGUUUCUGGCUGAGGGAGCUGCCAGCGGACUGAAUAUCUUCGCUCUUUACGUCACAGAUAUCCUCAGGGUCACAGGAGUUGAUGUCCACCUGCCGUUCCCUCACUUCACCGCAGAGGGCGUGGCCUCGGCUGGUCAGUGGGCUCUGCUGGCUCUGAUUGGCUACUGGGUGCUGUCCAUCAUCUUGCGCCUGCUGGUGGGUGUGGUGAGGAGGGUGUUCUGGAUGCUGAAGGCGGGCAUGGCGCUGUGGCUCUUUGGCCUGAUCGUCAGUGAUGCCAAGGCUGGUUCAGACACCACAGCCGUCCGGCUAGCAAGCCUGGUGCUGGGGUGUGCCCUGCUGGGGCUGGCCAGCUCUGGAUCAGAAAAGACAGUUCAAGUGGAAGACCGCAUGAGCAUCCUGGAGGGAAGGGUGAAGGUGGUGGAGAGGAGGAAGGGAGAGGAGUGAUGGAAGGAGAGGGGGGGAGGAUAGUUGUAAAGGAUGGUGGUGCUGAAGGGGGUCUGUGUCAGUUUCUCAAAUGAAAUAAAGCAACCACCACGAUUUC